Molecule: messenger RNA, 579 nt
Organism: Rhizoctonia solani
Lineage: Eukaryota; Fungi; Basidiomycota; Agaricomycetes; Cantharellales; Ceratobasidiaceae
Exons: 3
Coding region: 1-579 (192 amino acids)
Source: RefSeq, a predicted model, not a curated record
AUGCUUGCCUUCACCCGCCUCACCAGCAUCCUCCUCUUCGUCCUCUCUUUGGGCUUCCUUGUCUCUGCUCUUCCUACCACUGAGAGCAAGGCUCUGGCUGCGCGCCAUGCCUCUGACGACCUACUCGGUCUGAUUGUUGACCUCAAGGCCAAGGUCGAUGUCGAUGUCAAGGCCAUCGUUGCUGUCGAUGUCGUUGCCGACCUCGCUGUCAAACUCGAAGUGCUGGUUGCCGAUGUUACUGCUUGCGCCCAGGCUGUCCUCGCCAUCGGUGCUAACAUUGACAUUGAUGCUUCCGUCAAGGCCCAGGUUGUGCUCCAGGUUGCUGCGAUCAUCAGCGUGAUUGUCAAGCUUUGCGUCGACCUCGUUGCCAAGUUCGGACUGCUUGUUGUGAUUGGACUGCUCGUCAAGAUUGACGUCUGCCUUCACCUGUUGUUGGUCAACUUGCAGGUCUGCGUUGUUGGAAUCAUCUCCCUUAUUGUCGACGCUGUCGUAAAGCUUGGCCUUUCCCUUGACGUCUUUGCUUCCGUUCACCUCGGAUUGUGCAUCAAUCUCCUUGGGCUUGUUGGUAUCUCCCUUUAA